UUUUAACCCUUUUGAUCUUCCGACUUUCAAUAUUUCAUUCAGAUUUGUAAACUAAGAGGCUGAGCUUUGUGUUGAGGUGGGAGGAGAAUCUGGGGGGAAGCCAGAGGAGUGGAGGAUCAACGUGUGGCUGUCGUUGAAACACAAGUGCCCACUGAGUGUUGGAUUUAAUUCCUCAACUAAAUUUUUCUUUCUUUCCUUGUCAUAAGUUUACUAGUGUUUUGUCCUUCUUUAAGAUAUUUUGCCUGGCUUUGCCUUCUUUCUGCUUUGGUUCACAUAUUUUCGUCUCUCUCUCUCUCUCUCUCGCCCCCUCUCUCCACCGUUACUUUUCCUUUUUAUUUUCCCAAGAGCCCAGGUGGGCAAACCCUGUUUUAAAGCUAAAAAGCUCCAUCUGGGUCUCCAAUGGCAAGUUGGGUUUUAACAGAAUGUGGGUUAAAGCCCCUUCCGCCAACAUUCCCUCGACCCAGAAUUGGAGCUGUUACGUGUAAGAGCUCAAAGGUUAGAUUUUUAAACGCAAACAAUGGUGUGAAUGAAACAGAUCUGAAAUUUCAGACAAGAGGCUUAACUGGUAACUUUAGAGAGAGAAGAAGCUGGGAAUUGAGAGUGAGUGCUCCUUUGAGAGUUGCUUCCAUUGAAGGAGAGAAUGAAGAAAGCAAAGAGACAAUCAACGUGCAGUUUAAUGGGGUCACCCAGGAAGAACCAGAAUUCGAUCCUGGGGCUCCACCACCAUUCAAAUUGGCAGAUAUCAGAGCAGCCAUUCCAAAACAUUGCUGGGUGAGGGACACAUGGAAGUCGAUGAGUUAUGUUGUGAGAGAUGUGGUCAUGGUUUUUGGAAUGGCUGCUGCUGCUGCUUAUUUAAACAACUGGCUGGUUUGGCCUCUGUAUUGGGCUGCCCAAGGAACCAUGUUCUGGGCUCUGUUUGUUCUUGGACAUGAUUGUGGUCAUGGAAGCUUUUCAAACAAUCCCAAGCUGAACAGUGUGGUCGGUCAUCUUCUGCAUUCUUCAAUCCUUGUACCGUACCAUGGAUGGAGAAUCAGUCACAGAACUCACCACCAAAACCAUGGUCAUGUGGAAAAUGAUGAAUCUUGGCACCCGCUGCCUGAGAAAAUAUACAAGAACUUGGAUAAUUUGACCAAGACUCUGAGAUUUACUGUACCAUUUCCAAUGCUUGCAUAUCCUUUCUACCUCUGGAGCAGAAGUCCAGGAAAGACUGGUUCUCACUUUGACCCAAACAGUGACUUGUUCGUUCCCAAUGAAAGAAAAGAUGUUAUCACUUCUACUAUUUGUUGGACCGCCAUGGCUGCUUUGCUUGUAGGCUUAGGAUUUGUGAUGGGUCCAAUUCAGUUGCUCAAGCUUUACGGCAUUCCUUACUGGAUUUUUGUGAUGUGGCUGGAUUUCGUGACUUACCUGCAUCACCAUGGACAUGAAGACAAACUACCAUGGUAUCGUGGAAAGGAAUGGAGCUACCUAAGAGGUGGACUUACAACUCUUGAUCGUGAUUAUGGUUGGAUUAACAACAUCCACCAUGACAUUGGAACCCAUGUCAUUCAUCAUCUCUUUCCUCAAAUUCCACACUACCACUUGGUAGAAGCAACUGAGGCUGCAAAGCCGGUACUCGGAGAAUAUUUCCGUGAACCAAAGAAAUCAGGACCUCUUCCCUUUCACCUAAUUGGAGAUCUGGUAAGAAGCUUGAAGAAAGACCAUUUUGUUAGCGACACAGGGGAUGUUGUAUACUACCAAACAGACCCUAAGGUCGCUGGCUCUUCUUCUUCUUCUUCAUCAUCAUCAAAGUAGAAGCUUUAAACAGUUUUCCCACUUGAAACAAACAAGGCAAUAUGAGAGGCAACAGAAGAAGUAUGUGAUAUAUAUGACACAGCUCCUUAACUCUGAAGAAAUUAACUUCGGAGAUUGUCUCACUGUCGGAGUUUGUAAUUUCUUGGAAUUGCGAAGAGCUAACUUGUUCCUUAAUGGAUAAAAGAGAGUAGGUGCUUGUUGCCUGACACGUUUGAUAGUGAUUGUCUGCUGCUGAAGAUUAAGCAGAGUGUAUCUACCUGUUAUUGUAGUUUCUUCUUUGAGAGUGAAGAAUACUUGUAAAUUGGUUAUUCUUGAUGAAGUGGUUUAUCUUCAUCAAAUUGAUGAUGUAUUUGCGUAAGUUUAAA
This is a messenger RNA of Neltuma alba, 2156 nucleotides long. Its product is annotated as omega-3 fatty acid desaturase, chloroplastic-like. Bases 400 to 1791 code for a protein of 463 amino acids. Gene Ontology annotation, biological process: lipid metabolic process. The transcript is spliced from 8 exons. Gene Ontology annotation, molecular function: oxidoreductase activity, acting on paired donors, with oxidation of a pair of donors resulting in the reduction of molecular oxygen to two molecules of water. Lineage: Eukaryota; Viridiplantae; Streptophyta; Magnoliopsida; Fabales; Fabaceae. The record is from RefSeq and is a predicted model, not a curated record.